Molecule: messenger RNA, 858 nt
Organism: Nematocida major
Lineage: Eukaryota; Fungi; Microsporidia
Exons: 1
Coding region: 1-858 (285 amino acids)
Source: RefSeq, a predicted model, not a curated record
AUGAAAUUCAUCACCCUACUUGCCAUGGUAGCAUCCCCUGUGAUUGCCGUCAACUACAUAAAGGAGAGCGUAUUUUCGCCAGACUACCUUAUUGCCCCAGGCUCCAUAAUCAUUGAGUCUGGCCCGGUGGGAAACACCACGGAGCAGCAAGGAAAUGUCACCUUUGUUGAGAGAACAGUUACAAACACGGAGAUAGUCGAUACCUUCGAAGUAACUGCCGGAGGAGAGACCGUCGGAAAUGCGACUCGAACAAUCUCCACCCACUCAGACAUAGGCGGAAUGAGAGGCCUGCCGUACCUGGAGGCUAAGUUCCUCAUUUCCCUGGAAGCGCCUGCGCCUGAGCCCGAGCCCGAACCAACACCGGAGGGCAUGGAAAGCCUCACUGAGGACCCAGAAAAGCCCCGAGUGAAGUCUCUGCAGAUUCUGUUCGCAGAUGCCUCCAGCGAGUCAAACGUCUCCGAAGUCUACACUAGCGAGACUGGCCUUACCUGGAGAAUUAUUCCAGGCCCACGAUUCUUCCCUUCAUUCAGCAGAAUGGAGCAGGGCGGACUCAUUGAGACGCCAGAGUCACGGUUUGUGCUGACUGUGGUGCCAUUCCCAUCCAGCAAAGUGGAGAUAACUGCAUUUGCUCACAUCCCCACAGGAAGCGGCCUGAUCAACAUAUACGACUCCGAAAUCUACAUCCUCCCGUCUGAGAACCCAGUCCCAGACCAGGAAGAAGAGGAGGAAGAGGAAGAAGAAGAAGAAGAGGAAGAGGAGGAAGAAGAAGAGGAGGAAGAAGAAGAACCAACUCCAGAGCCAUUCCAAAGAUACAUUAGAAACAGAAGCUUAAAGGUUCAGCCUGCUUUAUCCGUAUAA